CACCCACCGAAGUCACUCAUUCUGCAACCCAACACCGGGCCUCUCUGCUUUUUAUCUGAUCUGUCACUCUUUUUUUGGUUGCAUAUUUUGGUAUCUACUAGUUCAAAACUUAAUUAUCGGUCCCUCUUCCUCUCUCUGUCUCAAAGAAAAAUAAGAAACAAUGGUCACUAUUCGCUCUUCCCUUGUGGCCGCUAUGGCCGGUGUCGUGCUUCCCACCCUCGUCCAGGGCAUCGCCUUCACCUCGCCAACCUCGUCGGAUGUGAUCACCAAGGGCACCGAGAUCACUGCCACCUGGACCAGCGUGGAUACCGACCCCAGCGUGUUCAGCCUGUACAUCUGGAACUUUGUGGACUGGCCCCCUUACUACGAGGGACUGGCCUACGGCAUCGACACCAGCGCUGGCGAGGUCACCGUCCGGAUCCCAUGCCACGUCGACAACGGCGAGGGAUGGCAGCUGACCGCCAUCAACGACACCAAUGUCUACGUCCUGUACGCUCAGACUUCCGAGUUCAACAUCACUGGUGAUUCCUGCACGGACCCAACCACGUCGGCCAGCUGCUACGCUCCGACGUCCACUGUCUAUGUCACGCAGACUGCUGCCGAGGGAGCUGCCGUGACCACUUCGGUCUCCUCCAGCACCGUCACCGCCUCAGUCAUCCAGCCUGGUGUUGCGGAUGGAACCACGACCAGCUUGCCUGCUGUGACUGAGACCACGGCCAGCGCCACUGCGACCGUCACUGUGAAGGGCGACCUGAUCAUUUAACUGGUCAGGGAAGAGCAGGGCGAACCUGGGAGUAUGCACUAUGAAUCAUAUCUUAUAGUGCAUAUUCCGGGGAUGUGGACGACCAAGCUCAGCCGCGUACCAGGUUCGCAAAAGUAACCAUGGUAGGGGGGAGGGGAGUGCUUAAUAAUAAUUUAUUGACCCUUUUCUAUGGCAGACCCCUGAUACUUCUAUGUUGUGCACAAGCGUGAGCCUAAUAUGGAUGUGUAGCAGUAGUAGUAGUAGUAGUAGUAGUAGUCGCAGUAGCAGCAGAGAUGGUAGUACUGCC
Molecule: messenger RNA, 1049 nt
Organism: Cryphonectria parasitica EP155
Lineage: Eukaryota; Fungi; Ascomycota; Sordariomycetes; Diaporthales; Cryphonectriaceae
Exons: 2
Coding region: 161-763 (200 amino acids)
Source: RefSeq, a predicted model, not a curated record